Molecule: messenger RNA, 6531 nt
Organism: Cladocopium goreaui
Lineage: Eukaryota; Dinophyceae; Suessiales; Symbiodiniaceae
Source: the annotation of a GenBank genome assembly
AUGGAUCAGGUUCAUGUUGGUGAAGAUGUGGAUGUGUACCACAUCAGGGCUGUGCCUUUGCAAGAUGGCCAAUUGAUCGUUUUGGAUUCUGGUGCUGACAUCAGCCUUUUGCCUUAUAGCAUGGCUGAUCGUGGACAAGAUGGUGGCCGACGUUUUUCCAGGACAAUCCUGGAAGAUGCACAAAGAGGUCGACUUCAAACUUUUGGUAGAAGGUCAGCACAGAUUGAGGUUGAGGAUCGUGGCAAUGGUUUGGUGGUCAUUGAGGAUGACUUUGUAGUUUCGAAUGUGAGGUGUCCUCUUGUCAGUCUUGGCAGGCUUUUGCACAGAGGAUGGACUAUGACACCGACGCCUGAUGCCCCUGCUGGAGUCAGUCUUCUAGCUCCAGAUCGACAGUGCGAGAUUCCUUUGCAGUUCAAGCGCAACAGCCUUGCAGUUUUUGCGCAUAUCAGGGUUGUCAACAUGGUGGAUGAUGUUCCUGCACUACCUGCACAAGUGGCUUCUACAUCAUUGUCAUGCCCUAUGACCUGCAUUGAGGAAGAAAAUGAUGAAGAAGAUGGUAUGGGUUAUAGACCCUACAAACUGGUGGUGCAAACUGUGGUGCAACCUCACAAGGAGCUCACUGACCGCAUUUUUCGACGUGGUUGGACUAUGACUGAGGAUGGCAAUCCUUUCAUCAUCACCCCCGAGAGUUCAAGGUAUUUGAACCCUAGCAUUCUCUUUCCCUGGAGUGAGUGGCCAAGGAGAUCUACGUUGAUUCAGCUUCCAGAUUUUUCCUGGGAGGUUGUGGAGCACUGCGUGCCCUACUUCACCAAGAUCAACUAUGAGGACGAGAUUGCUGAAUGCUAUGGGAAGCCUUGUAUGGUUUUGACCAUGCUGCACAAGAAGGAGGAGCCUCUUUCAACCCUUGGCGUUUUGCAAGGUGAAGCUUCAGUUGAAGCUAGUGGAGCUGAUGCUGACGCCAGUGACUUUGCGUUUCAACAAGAAGCACCGGUUGCACUUGAACUUCAAGAAGGCCUCAAGCCUGAAGAAUUGGUUCAAGCGCAUCCUGGUGGUAUCCUUUUUUCUGAUGAUGCUGGUGGUGUGGAAUGGAUCUUUGACAACAAGGAUUCUUUGGUGGUCAAUGGCAAUGUGGUGACCAUCAAUAGCUCAUUGGAGAUGCUGAGAUCCUGCGCUUCUUUCAUGGGUGUUUCUCGAGGUGGGGCCAAGAAGGCACUAUGGGAUCGUCUUAACCAAGCAGUACAGCGGCAUGAACAUGAGAUGAUGCUUUCAGCUGCCAACCAGCUGUAUCGAGAGGAACAAGUUCACAAAGGAUUGGUGCCACAAUCAACCCCUCGAGUUCCAACAGCAGAAGAACGCAGUCUUCAUGAGCUGACUCACCUUCCUUACCGGAGCUGGUGUGAUCACUGCGUGGCCUGUAAAGCCCGAAGUGGCCCUCAAAGGAUUUUGGAUCCUGCACCAGAAGGAAGACGCUCUGUUCCCUGCAUUCAAGCAGAUUAUGCCUUUGGAAAGAUUGAGGCUGACAAGCCCACACUCACCGUUUUGGUUGCAGUCGACACAUGGACAAAGAUGGUCAUGUCCUACCCGGUGGAGUCCAAAGGUUCUGAUCUACGUGGACAAGCUGAGCAGUUGGUAAAAUUCUCUCUGGCUUUGAACUAUAUGGAUCAAGUUGAAUUUGUAGGUGACUCUGAGCCUACAAUGAAAAGCCUGAUGAGCAGUGUCAAGCUCAUGCGCCAACAGCUUGGGUUAGCAACAACAGUGACCCAUGCCAAGCCAAAUGAGAAGGGAAGAACAGCACAAGUUGAGAGAGCGAUUCAAACUGUGAGGCGGCAAGCUUCAACAUUGGUGAAUAUGGCAGAAGUGCGUUGCGAGCUGAGACUUCCUUCUGAUCAUCCAGUACACCUUUGGAGUUACCUUUACUCAACUUGGACUUUGAAUCGUUUUCACUGCCCAGCUGCUACUCAGAUUAGCCCUUUUGAGCUGGUCAAUGGAAGGCGCUAUGCUGGAAAGGUGGCUUGCUUCGGAGAAGCAGUGAUGGUUCUUCACCGUCGUGGCCUCAAUGUGAAACAAGGACCGCAAUGGGUGCCUGGCAUAUGGUUGGGUAAAACUGAGCAAGAAGAUCUUCAUGUGGUUGCUACGUGCGAUGGAAUCAUCAAGGGCAAGGCAAUCAGACGCACAUCGACCCCAUGGAGACCGCUUUGGCUUUUCCUUGUCAAGCACAAACCUUACCAGAGCACACGCAGAAGGAUUCCAAAAGCCCUCAAGUUUGGUGGCACGGUGACACCCAGACCUGUGACUCAUUCUCAACCUGAAGGCCAAGAUGAAGAAGCAAUCGACUAUGAUGCUCGGGAUGUUCGAGACUAUGCCAAGCAGCACCCCCACGACACCGAUGAUGAGGGUGAUGGACUUCUGGAGGAGCAAGAACAAGAUCGGAAGCGUGAAGCUGAUGGUGAAACUUUUUCUCCAAGGAAGGCAGGCAAGUUUCAGGAUGGUGGAAGUGAAGACCGUGGUGGUCAUGCGACAAGUGCAGCCAGUGGUCUGGCUGAUUCUAUGGUUUUGGAUGACACGUCAGUUCAAGAACCGCAGUCAAAGGCUCCGAGACUCAGCCCAGAGACAAGUCCAUCCAACAAAGGACUUUUCCCACCAAGUUUUGCAGGCAAUGUUUUGCAAGUUGAUGAGGUGGUCGGUGAAGUUGAUGAUGAUGGCUGGGAAGAAGCAAUCCUGGAGUUUUUGACUGGCGAUGAGGAGUUUCAGGACGAUGUUGGCAAUUUUCUGGAACCCCAAGAUGAUGAUGGUGAGCACCCACCUAUUCUCUCUGAGAGUGAGUUGGAAGUUGUGGAUCAAGCCGCUGGUUUUGAGGAAAUUAGCCGUCUUUUGGACAUGAAGGUUUUGCGUGAGCCCACACCUGAAGAGCGAGAACGUGGCACUCUCCUCACAACAAGGUCAGUCUAUGACUGGAGAAAACGUGGUGGUUGGAAAAGGAGAUGCAGGUAUGUGGCAAGAGAGUUCAAGGGCUACUCCAAGAACACGGCAGAGACGUUUGCCCCUACAGCAGGGAUUGGAAGCAGAUUGAUCCUGCUGCUCCAUGUUUAUUUGGGAUGGUGUUUGUCUUUCGUGGACAUCAAGGAUGCCUUUCUCCUAGUUGAUCAGCAAGAAUGCGUUUUGGUGGCCAAGCCUUCUUGGUGGAAGCCUGAAGAAGGACAAGAUGAUCAUGAGCGAGUUUGGAUCCUGGAGAAAUGCUUGCCUGGGCAAAGAAACGCUGCUGCUCGUUUCUUCACCUUUUUGAGCAAACACCUUGAGGAGCUGGAUAUGGAGAACACGCCCCUGCUGCCAAGCCUAUUCAGGCACCGCACUCGCCAAGUAGCUCUAUGUUCUCAUGUUGAUGACCUAGUUCUUUGCGGUGAACAAGGCGACCUUUUGUGGCUGAUUUCAAAGGUCAAGGAGCGGAUGACCAUUUCAGGUGGGGAUGUUAUCCCGGCACCAGAUCAGGAUCCACAAGAAGCAGUCCGCUUCCUGAAAAAGCGACACUUUUUCACAUCAGAAGGAGUUAUCGUGGCCCCGCACGAGCGAUACGUGGAUGACCUCAUUAAGAUGUUCCAGGUGGAGGGCUAUAAGCCCAAGCCUACGCCCGACCUUUCGCAUUGGUCCGGUGAUGAUGGCGAGCUGGAACCUGGCGAAGCUCAUCUUUUUCGAUCCGCGAUGGGCACACUCCUCUACCUCUCCGCUGAUCGGUGGGAUAUCCAACACAGUGUUCGGCAUCUGGCCCAGUGGAUGGCAAAACCCACCCGUUUUGCAAAAGCAGGAGUUCGGCACCUUGUUUUGUACCUGUCAGGUACCAAGACCUAUGGCAUGCUGCUCCCCUACAAGGUGAUUGGUGGAAAGCUGGAUUCAGUUUAUGGGCGCGAAUCAAACCCCAUGACCUCUGAGCUUGUGGAGGUGUUCACGGAUUCGGAUUGGGCAGGUGACCAGUCAAGUUGCUCAUCCCGAAGAAGGCAUUCAGUGUCAUCUGCGAUGAUUUUUCUGAAUGGGCGCCCUGUGACAAGCUGGUCCCGCUCCCAAAAGAGCAUUGCUUUGAGUUCCUGCGAGAGCGAAUACCUUGCAGCAGUUGGCGGAGGAGCAGAAGGAAUUCACAUUGGAAGGUUGUGGACAUUCCUUGUGAGAAAGGAGACUGAAGUGGAUGUGGUGACCGAUUCCAGUAGCUGCAGAGCAUUUGCCCAACGUCAAGGAGUUGGACGUCUCAAGCACAUCGAGACGAAAUACUUAUGGCUGCAGCAAUGUGUCAAAUUGGGCAUGCUCACGAUGACAGGCGUGGCGACGCUUUUGAAUGUGGCGGACAUCGGCACCAAGAAACUUUCAAGGAUUCGCAGAUCUUUUCUGAUGUUCCUCAUGGGCAUGGUGGUCUAUGACGAAGCGGCCAAAGCCUAUGUUCCUGUCGGCGAAUCUGAAUUCAAUGAGGAGAUGCGGAAGAAGGCCCUUAGCAAGAACAUGAAGAUCGUUCGCCAGGUGGUGCUGAACACUUUGAGCGAUGGUGCUGAAGGUCUUCAAUCGCAGAUUUCGAAGCCAAUGGUCAAAUUGAUGACCCUAUUGGCAAUGCAGCCUAUGGUGGAUGGCGUCAACACGGAGAUGAUCGAGCUCAAGACGCUGGAGAUGAAGUACGUCUACAUCGACUUCUUCCUGGACAACAAGGUCUUCGUGGUCUUCUACACCCUGGUCUUUGUCUUCAUUGGGAUUGGCAUUGGGUACCUCAUCCACAAGGUGGUGUACGUUGAGAAGAUUGUCCACAUGGCACAGUGGUCCAUGCGAAUGUGGCGACGCCUUCAUCGACGGCGCGAAGUUGCUUUGGUGGAUGAUUGGGACCCAUUGAACCACGAGCUGGUACAAUUCCGUGUUUUGGCUGAUGCAAGAGACGCCGAUUCUGGUGAGGAGUUCUUUCGUGAAACAGAGACAGGUUUGGCAAGAUUUGUGCGACCGCACUUUGAAGCGAGGAGACGCCUGAAUGUGGAAGAGCUGGAUCCGCUGGAAGCAAGUAUGCUGCUGGACCCUCAACUUGGUCCUGAGGAUGCGGAUGAGAAUGCAGAAGAAGAAAACAAGACAGAAGAUGAACCAGUAGAUGCUCAGGUUCAAACUGACUUCUCACCGAUGGUUGAACAUCGAGGCCCUGAACCACAUGUUUUGCACGAGACUGUGGAGCUGCCCGGAUCCCCUCCUGGGACACCUGAUGAUCUUCCAAAUCUACCUCGAGUUGGUUUGGAUUGGCAAAAUUUGGAUGUGGCCGAGGAGCACUUCCCACGCCUACAACGUGAACGAGCUCAACGCGUGCGUGAGGAGCUGCAAUCCAAAGAUGCUGCAGUUGAUGUUCCUCCCAGUUUGCCUUUGGAGGGGGAACUUGGAGUCAGAUGGAUGCCUCGGGUUGGUUUCGACCUGUUUGGCAAUGACGAUGGUGAGGGGCUUCAAGAACGCCUUGGCAUUUGCGAUGCCACCUUUUGCCCUCAUGACCCUGGGCCCUCUGAAGCGCAGGAGGCAGAGAUGGUGGAAGACCCUGAUGAGGGAAGUGGCUUGAAUCAGAAUGUGGACGAAGCUGGACCAGCUUCCAAGCUGCGAACCUUUGCCAAGCACGUCCGGGCACUGUGUGAUCGGGAUCACUUCGAGAUGCAGGACCUCACGUGGAUGAAAUCCCUGGCUUGUUGGUUGGACAUAUUCGAGGGGUGGAGCUUGUCUGGGCAAGUAGGCAAUUAUGUGCUGAGCAAAUUGUCGGAGAAGGUGGAGGAACGAAAUCCUUGGGCCCAUGCUGGUUGGACUGAGUGGGCUCGAGCAUUGACUGGCGACGGGGUCAAACUCUUAGAGUCGCGGUUGCCCUGUGACAAGAACAUCCCGGACAAGUACUUCCUGGGGGGCGUGCUCUUCGUUUUGUGCUCGAGAGCGCGUUGGGGCGACCUAAGCUGCAUGCAGGCUGUGGAGUUCGACAUCAUAGAGGUCUCUUCAAGCCCCUUCGGGUGCUACUCUUGGGACCUUUUCUCCAAACCUCUACGAGAGCUUUGCGGUUUGCUCCUGAACAUCAAGGAGGGCAAAUUCGUCCCAGAUGGCACGAGAUGUGGCUCAGUGGGCCCCAACUUGAGCUUACGCUUCGACCAGCCGAGUUGUGCCGUCGAACGUGGUGGCCCCACCAUGGGCAUUAAGUCGGAGGAGGUUCAAAGCUUCAAUGACCGACACAACCACGACGCACCUGAAACCAUCCAAGGAAGAGGUCGGUGCAUAUUUGCCCGCAUUCAGCGCGAAUGCACUCCCAUGGCGAAAUCCCUUACCACGAUUCUGCAGCAGGAAGUUCCUUCGCGUAUUUUAGCACUGGAUUUGCCGCCUGAGAGUUUAAGGGCGCGUGUGAAAAAAUUGCGACGGAUAUUCGACACCGCCCAAGCUAGAAGGAGUGGCUCACCCGCCACCUAUGCAGCAGCACCAUCGAGCAAAUCAGCGCUUGGUGGCACAUCUGCACAAGCCAUCUGCAAGGCCUUCAGCGCCUGGCAACGCUCCAGCACCUAG